GUUUCCUCCGGGGUUCCCACCUAAUCGCCAUCUCCCUCGCGUUGCGUGACCCGGAUCAACAGAACUGCAGGCCACGCCUAUAUACAUCAGAGAAGAGCAGUCCCUGAAAAUUUACUUCCUGCACAUUCCUCCUCCAGCUCCAGUCUCCUGCUACUUCCCACAAACAUUGUCCACGACUGACAUUGCUGAUUCUUCUCGUCGAGUCCUAGCUCCAAUCAAACCGUUCCCAUGGGAGCCAUACGCAUUGCAAACCUUCUGCUCCUUGCUGGGGUCAUCUGGUCACAAGCGACGCGUGGUGCCGAGGCAGCCGGGACGACGGUGUUCACCCUGCGGAACAACUGCAGCCACACGAUCUGGCCGGCCACAUUGUCCGGGAACAGCGCGGCGGCCGUCGGGGGCGGGGGAUUCGAGCUGUCCCCCUACGCCACCGUCUCGUUCCCGGCCCCCGCGGGCUGGUCGGGCCGCCUCUGGGCGCGCACGGGCUGCGUCGCGCCCUCCGGCGGCGCGGCGGCGCCGUCGCCGUCCCGGCUCUCGUGCGCCACGGGGGACUGCAGCGGCGCCGCGAGCUGCACCCUGGGCGGGGCGCCGCCCGUGACGCUGGCGGAGUUCACCCUGGGCGGCGCCGACGGGAAGGACUUCUACGACGUGAGCCUGGUGGACGGGUACAACGUGGGCAUCGGCGUGGCCGCCACGGGCGCGAGGGUGAACUACGCGACGUGCGGGUACGCCGGGUGCGUCGGGGACGUGAACGCGCUGUGCCCGCCCGAGCUGCAGAUGGCGGCGUCCGGGGCGGCGGGAGGAGGGGACGGGGCGGCGCCAGCGCCGGCGACGACGACGGUGGCGUGCCGGAGCGCGUGCGAGGCGUUCGGGACGCCAGAGUACUGCUGCACGGGCGCGCACGGGGGGCCCAACACCUGCGGGCCGACCAAGUACUCGAGGCUCUUCAAGGCGGCGUGCCCCGCGGCCUACAGCUACGCGUACGACGACCCCACCAGCACCUUCACCUGCGGCACCGGCGCCCAGUACCUCAUCACCUUCUGCCCCGGGCACCAGUAGGAACUAGGACGACGACGGCGUGGUGGUGGUCGUGUCAGUGUAUGCGCUACGUAGAGACUGCAGUUGCAGCGAGCCCCGUUGAUCAUUUUGUUGUUUAUUUGUCCUGAAAAAUAUGCUUGUUAGUACUUAGUUACUAGGAUUUGCGGCAAAGAAAGUGGGGUUUGACGAACU
Setaria italica (foxtail millet) is the source of this 1227-nucleotide messenger RNA. RefSeq names its product pathogenesis-related protein 5. The record is from RefSeq and is a predicted model, not a curated record. Lineage: Eukaryota; Viridiplantae; Streptophyta; Magnoliopsida; Poales; Poaceae. Gene Ontology annotation, biological process: defense response. Gene Ontology annotation, cellular component: extracellular region. The coding region runs from base 229 to 1056 and encodes 275 amino acids. The transcript is spliced from 2 exons.